AUGAGCAACGUGGACGUCGCCGAACCUUUGGGUGAGCCCCGCGCUGAUGGCCUCGUACCCCGCCACGCCCGCGAUGCCGCCUUCACCGACGGUAAACUCACCUUCACCACUCAAAACGGUAGUGAGUCAGCUCGCCCAGAAGAGAUAAUCUUUGUCAUCCCCGCGGACAGCAAUGCGGCCUCGCGUCCCAUCAUCUGCGUCCUCAAAGAAGACCCCGAGGCCAAGGAAUCCCCUUAUCAGCUCGACAUUAUCCUGCUCGAGGAGGGCGACCUGCCUGCCGAACUCACUAGCGGCGACCUCCUGCUCCCACACUUCCCGGAGCAUCUCACGCCCAGACCGGAAACUCAUGACGUGCACUUUGUCGUCUCUACCAAGUCCGGGCUGGGUCACGCGCCAAAGUUUUGGGACGGCGUCGUUCAGCCUCUGGUUCUGCUCGCGGGGCAAAAGACGACAUCUGAGGAUCUCGCGUCCACUUUUGCUUCAGAGGAGUCAUUAGCCCAAGGCACAACUCGCCUACCACCCAGCUUCAAUGUCCUGAUAACAGAAGACGCCGACAGCGUCCGCAAAUUCGCACAGGAGAGGUGGACCGCCAGGCAAGCAGUCUCGAGCUCCGCCUCCUCACCCCGGACAGAAACCAUCGUUCUCCUAAGCGGCGACGGCGGCGUCGUCGACCUCCUAAACGGGUGCGAGGAACAGGAGAAGGAAACUUCAUCCUCCGUCGCCGGGACCCUGCCGACGCUUGUUCUUCUGCCCCUCGGCACGGGCAACGCUUGCUUCCACUCGCUCCACAAACCCCUCUACACCGAGACGGGGCCCUCACACAUGGUGCUCGGCCUCCGCACCCUCUUCUUCGGCACCUCGCGCCCGCUCCCCAGCUUCCGCGCCUCCUUCUCUCCCGGUGCCCGGCUCAUCUCCUACACGGCCGACCCGGGCCCCCACGCACCGCCGGCCGAGGGAGAGGAUGAUGAGACGACGCUCUCCCGCCACGACACGAGCGUUGACCACCUCUUUGGCGCCAUCGUCGCCAGCUACGGCUUCCACGCACAACUAGUGUGGGAGAGCGACACGCCCGAGUACCGCAAGCACGGUGACAAGCGCUUCGGCAUGGUGGCGCAGGAGCUGCUCAAGGAAAGCCACGCGUACAUCGCCACAGUCGAGUUGCGGGCCCCCGGAACCGUGGAACGGAGGCGUGUAGAGCGCGAGAGGUUCGGGUACGCUCUCGCAGCCAUGGUGUCGAACCUUGAAAAGACGUUCACGAUCGCGCCGGACAGCGCACCGUUGCAGGGCAGGCUGAAGCUGGUGCAUUUCGGGGCUGUGGGCGGGGAGAAGACGAUGAAGAUCAUGAUGGCUGCGUAUAAAGACGGGGCGCACGUCGGUAUGAAGUGGGCGGAUGCGGAGGGAAGGGAGGACUAUCUUGGGUACGAGGAUGCGGAGGAGAUCAGGGUGACGACUGGGGAGACGGAUCCGCGGUGGCGGAAGGUGUGUGUUGACGGGACGAUUGUUGAGAUUCCUGAGGGCGGGUGGAUGGCUGUUGAGACGCUGGAGAGGCCGCUUUUUGGGAUACUUGCUGAUCGGUCAGUGGUAUAG
This is a messenger RNA of Colletotrichum godetiae, 1587 nucleotides long. Its product is annotated as ATP-NAD kinase-like domain-containing protein. The transcript has a single exon. Bases 1 to 1587 code for a protein of 528 amino acids. The record is from RefSeq and is a predicted model, not a curated record. Gene Ontology annotation, cellular component: membrane; intracellular membrane-bounded organelle; cytoplasm. Gene Ontology annotation, molecular function: lipid kinase activity. Gene Ontology annotation, biological process: sphingosine biosynthetic process; phosphorylation. NCBI's taxonomy places the organism in Eukaryota, Fungi, Ascomycota, Sordariomycetes, Glomerellales, Glomerellaceae.